UCAUUUUAUUAACAAGUCCACCUGGAUGUAGAUGGAAGUUAAAAAAUGAAAAACAAACAAACAUAGUUGCAUUCAGAUGAUUUAUCUGGAUGCAUGGACAACAUGAAAAAACGAACAACACUCAGAUGGAACAUCUUGAUGAUAAGACAUUCCAGAUGUACAAACGAACAGGGUUUUUGCAUGCGCACUCGCUGACUUUUCUUGUUCCUUCCCCUUGGUCUAUUUAUGGAAAUAAAAAGAGAGAGAAGGUUUCAGCAAAAGUAUCGUUCUCGUGACUCGUGAGUGAAUAGUAAAAGAGAUCAAUGGUCUAGAAAAGAUCAUCAUCCGCGAUCGUCACGGCCAAUCUUUCGAGGUUUACUUGUAUGGAGGUCAAGUGACUUCUUUUUUUGUAACAAAAGGUCAAGUGACUUUUUGGAAGAACGAGAAAGGAGAGGAGUUACUUUUCAUGAGCUAUAUUCAAGCCUCCAAAAGCGAUUCGUGGAGGCAUUCCAGUAUUGUUUCCACAAAAAUAGGUUUUGGAAGAUCGAGGCUCAUCCUCUUCCUGUACCAUCGUCACAUCAUUCUUCUAGUGCUCUCGUCGACCUCAUCCGAAGAUCAUCUUCCCAAGAUGAUUUGAAGAUCUGGCCUCAUAAGUUUAUAUAUCGACUAAGAGUAGCAUUGGGGCAUAGAGGAGAUUUGACGUUGACAUCUCGUGUUAGGAACACUGAUGUAAAACCGUUUAACUUCACAUUUGCUCUUCAUCCCUAUUUCUCUGUUUCCGAUAUCAGGUAAUCUCUUGGCAAUUCUUGUUUUCAAGUCAACUCUUUGUGUUUGCUAGACUAGAGGGAGACAAUCAUAAUUUAUGUGUCACUGAGGCAAAAUAACUCAUCUAUAUAUUGACUUUUCCUCGAAACAUUUUUGAUAUCAAUCUUUUUUUUUUUUUUGUCGGCUGCCCAUGUAAACUAUAUCAAAUGCUGGCAGACGAGCCGACUCUCCGAAGAGCAUCUCCGUCUGUCCGGAUCUGAUCUAUAUGGGGAAAAUAUAUCCUUUGCUCCUGGCUUCUUUUGCAAGCGUGUCCGCUCGACCAUUCCUACUCCGAGGAAUAUGAGACAAACUCACAUCCUCGAAGUCUUCAUGUAGUCUCUGGAACACCUUAAUCUCUGUCGCAAAAGUUGGCCAAUCCAUCGGGUUAGUAUUCAUGUCCACUAGAUCCGAGCAGUCCGUCUCGAACCGUAUCGAAGUUAUCCUCCUGUCUCUCAUACAUGAGGUUGCCCAAAGUAAACCUUCCAUCUCAGCGUGCAGAGCUGAGAAGCUCCUGUUGCAUGCCCGUAAUCCAAAAUGUUCAGAACCCAUAUGAUCCUUCAGACUCCACCCUAAGCCACUUACGCUACCAUUAUUGAUCCAUGACGCAUCAAUUUAACAUGUAGGGAUUCGGGGUAUCCAAGGCCUUGCUUCCUCCUUUUCGUUAGCCUUCCUCCAAGAUUCUGCCUCAAGAGACGCAUGUUGGAGAGUAUCAAUCAAACAUCCUAUUUCAAAUGUUUUAGUUCUUGUUUAUUGUUCUAUUGGUGUUAGUAUACUAUAUAAAGUUAUAUAUGAACUGUCUGUGUUAGUCAAAUCCAGGUGGAAGGAUUGCAUGGUGUGAAUUAUCUUGACCAACAAAAGAACAGAACACGUUUCACUGAUCAUGACAAAGCUAUAACUUUUAAUGUUGAUAAGCUUGGAGUAGCUUAAGGAUCAAGCUACAUGUUUUGGAAAUAGGAAAGUCCUUUAUAGUUAGGAGUAUCUAACUAUCCUAUGUUAAGUGUGUUUAGGACUUUAUGAUUUAUAUAUCAAUGUCGAUGAAAGACAUUAUGUGAGAUGUGUGGGUGAUUUGAGAGCUUAAGUUUUGUGAAGUUUCUUGAGCAUUAAUAAGAGAGUAUUCUUAUUUGAAGUUUGGUCUUUUGAUUCUUGAAGUUGUGAUUCUAUAUUUGGUGUCAGAGCUUAAAGAAAAAAAAAUAAAAAAAUCGAUGGCGGAAGUGAAAGAAGAAAUCGAAUUGAAUAAAAAAGAUGGUGGUUCCACCACCAUCAAGUUUCCGAUGCUGAACUCUACAAAUUAUACAGUCUGGGCAAUGAGAAUGAAGAUAGCGCUUAAAGUCAACAAAGUUUGGGAGGCAAUCGACCCCGGGAGCAAGGCAGAAGACAAGAACAAUAUGGCUAUUGCCCUCUUGUUCCAAUCUAUACCCGAGGCGUUAACUUUGCAAGUUGGAGACUUGGACACAGCAAAAUCAGUUUGGGAUGCCAUACAGACACGUCAUGUUGGAGCCGAGAGAGUGCGUGAGGCUAGACUACAAACCUUGAUGGCGGAGUUCGACAGAAUUAAGAUGAAAGAUGAAGAUAGUAUUGAUGCGUUCGUCGGCAAACUAUCCGAAAUAUCUUCAAAAUCUGCUUCCUUGGGAGAGAUAAUUGAAGAACCAAAACUUGUCAAGAAGUUCUUGAAGAGCUUACCAAGAAAGAAGUAUAUUCACAUAGUUGCUUCUCUUGAACAAGUUCUGGACCUCAACGUAACAAGUUUUGAGGAUAUCGUUGGACGACUUAAGGCGUAUGAAGAAAGAAUCACUGAAGAAGAAGAUACACAUGAUGACUCUGGCAAAUUGAUGUAUACUGACUCUUCGAACCAAGAAAACUAUGGAAACAACUAUAGUAAUCGAGGUCGGGGACGUGGACGGCAAAACUGGAGAGGCAGAGGCCGCGGGUGCUACGGGUCUUUUCAGCAACAAAGAGAUGCUUAUAGGCAAGGAAGAGGGGGAGAUGCUUCACACAUAACAUGCUUUAGGUGUGACAAGCUUGGACAUUGCGUUCAAGACUGCCCAGACCUGAAACUAAAGUUUCAAGAGACUAUUGAAAAAAGGAUGAAGACACUCUAGAAGUAGAUACAUUAAUGAUGAACGAAGUAGUUUUUCUCAACGAAAGAAAAGUAAACCCUAGCACCUUUGAAACCGCAGGUGAUACAAAGGAUGUGUGGUAUCUAGACAAUGGCGCCAGCAACCACAUGAGUGGUAACCGUCUCUUCUUCUAUGAGCUUAAUGAAACCAUCACCGGGAAAGUGAGGUUUGGAGAUGAUUCACGAAUGGACAUAGUGGGAAAAGGCUCAGUUCGAUUUGUGUUUAAAGGAGGAGACAAAAAGGUUCUCAACAACGUCUACUACAUACCUGCAUUGAAAAGCAAUAUCGUGAGCUUGGGACAAGCCACAGAAGUAGGGUGUGAAGUAAACAUGAAAGGGAACACAUUAACAUUGCUAGAUCGGACAGGGCAGCUGAUGGUCAAGACAACAAGAUCAAAUAACCGAUUAUACAAGGUCUCUCUCAAUGUCGAGACGGUGAAGUGCUUAAAACUAAAGGCCUCGAUGAACUCUGCUAUGUGGCACGCACGGUUGGGCCAUAUUAAUAAAGAUACGAUAAGGCUGAUGGUUAACAAGGACAUUGUUGUCGGGGUUCCGGAUAUUGGUCACAUCAUUGAGACAUGCGACUCAUGCUUGCGAGGAAAACAGACCAGGAAGUCUUUUCCACAGGCGACGACGUACAGAGCAUCUAAACCUCUCGAGCUUAUUCAUGCUGAUCUCUGUGGUCCUAUAACUCCAGCGACACCAGCACGCAAGAGAUAUGCAUUUGUGCUUAUCGAUGAUCACUCACGAUAUAUGUGGACCAUAUUUUUGGAAACAAAAGUUGAAGCGUUUGAAAAAUUCAAAAGGUUUAAGCAACGUGCCGAGCAAGAAACACAAGCCAAGAUUGGAACACUUCGAACUGAUAGAGGAGGUGAAUUUGUUUCUCAUGAAUUCCAGACAUACUGUAACAUCAACGGCAUCAAUCGUCAUCUUACCGCGCCGUACACGCCACAGCAGAACGGAGUGGUAGAAAGACGUAAUCGGACGUUGCUAGAGAUGACAAGAAGCAUUUUAAAGCACAUGAGUAUGCCAAAUCAACUUUGGCGUGAAGCAAUAAGGCAUGCAACCUAUUUGAUAAACAGAGUUGCGACAAGAUCAUUGGAGCUAAGCACACCGUAUGAAGCACUAAGACAGAGAACCAAACCUUGCUCACCUGAAAGUAUUCGGAUGCGUUUGCUACGCUGCAACUAAAACCGUUGGAAGGAAGAAAUUAGAUGACAGAUCACUUGCCCUGGUUCAUCUUGGCGUGGAGCCAGGAUCAAAGGCAUAUCGCCUUUAUGAUCCAAAGAGUAGAAAGAUUGUGGUGAGCCGCGAUGUUAUAUUUGACGAGGAGAAAAAAUGGAUAUGGAACUCUGAAGAACGCGUGAAAGAUAAUGAUCAUGGAGAGCUUGAGAUAAAUACAAAGCGUUUAAGUGAUUUAGAGGAAGAGACUCCAGACAUAGAAGUUACUGAGGAUGAGAAUGUACAUGAGGACGAUGAGGAGCUUAGCGAUGAAGUCGAGGGUGAAGAAGACAAUACACAACCUAGAAGAUCAACAAGGGCAAGAACUCAACCAUCUUAUCUCGAUGAUUAUGUUCUUCUUACUGAAGUAGAAGGUGAGCGAUUAUUAAUGACCAUCAAUGAUGAACUUUGGGAUUUUAAUGAAGCUAAGGAGUUAGAGGUCUGGAUAGAAGCUUGUAAGGAUGAAAUACUCUCGAUAGAAAAGAACAACACAUGGGAUCUUGUGGAACUCCCUGCAGGCGUGAAACCUAUAGGUGUAAAGUGGGUUUUCAGUCAAACGCAAUGCUGAUGGAACUAUUAGUAAAUAUAAAGCGAGGUUGGUUGCAAAAGGGUACGUUCAGCGUCAUGGAGUAGACUACGAUGAAGUAUUUGCUCCAGUGGCUCGUAUAGAAACCAUUUGAUUAAUCAUUGCAUUGGCAGGAUCUCAUGGCUGGGAGAUACAUCAUCUCGACGUUAAAACCGCAUUCCUUCAUGGAGAACUAAAAGAAGAAGUGUUUGUCAAGCAACCAGAGGGGUUUAUUGUUCCAGGAGAAGAACAAAAGGUGUAUAAGCUUAAGAAGGCUCUUUAUGGCUUGCGCCAAGCACCUAGAGCCUGGAAUAUAAAACUGAAUCACAUCUUGCGUGGACUAGGUUUUAACCGAUGUUCUAAGGAGCCAAGCCUCUAUCGCAAGGAAGCAAAACAGGAUCUCCUCAUUGUGGUAGUAUACGUGGACGAUCUACUUGUUACAGGAUCAUCUCUUGUCGCUAUUUCUAAGUUUAAAGAAGAGAUGGCCACAAAAUUCGAGAUGAGUGACCUUGGUAAGCUAACAUACUACUUGGGAAUAGAAGUUGUGCAGUUCAACGGCGGUAUUAUACUCAAGCAAGACAGAUAUGCUCGGAGAAUCUUAGAAGAAGCUGGAAUGGAGUCAUGUAACUUGGUUCAUGUGCCGAUGGAGCUAAAUGCUCAAUUCUCAAAGAGUGAAGACGAAAGAAGUACUGAUGAAACAGAGUACCGUCGACGUAUUGGUUGUCUCCGAUAUUUACUCCACACUCAUCCUGACUUAUCCUUUAGCGUUGGAGUUCUCAGCAGAUAUAUGCAGGCUCCUAAAGAGUCUCAUAGUGCAUCACUAAAGGCGAUCCUUAGAUACCUCCGAGGAACGAGCUCUCUUGGAUUGUUCUACCCUCGGGGAAAUAAUAUGAAGCUGAUAGUAUACAGUGAUAGUUCUCACAAUGUGGACUUAGAUGAUGGCAAAAGUACUUCGGGACAUAUAUUCUAUCUUGGUCAGGCGCCUAUCACUUGGAGUUCAACAAAGCAAGAGAUUGUCACAUUAUCAUCCUGCGAAAAUGAGUUUAUGGCAGCUACCGAGGCAGCAAAGCAUGCUAUUUGGCUUCAAGAACUCUUAGGUGAAGCUAUUGUAGAAGAGAGUAAAUGUGUGACCAUUAAAGUCGACAACAAAUCUGCAAUUGCGCUUUCAAGAAACCCUGUGUUUCAUGGACGAAGUAAGCACAUACAUCGAAGAUUUCACUUCAUAAGAGAAUGCGUAGAAAAGGAGCAAGUUGAAGUUAUUCAUGUUCCAGGUAAUGAACAUAAGGCGGACAUUCUUACUAAAUCACUUGGAAGGAUCAAGUUCAAAGAGAUGAGAGAUCUUAUUGGAGUUCGAAAUGUGUGUGAAGAUGAGAUCAAGCUUAAGGGAGAGAAUGUUGAUAAGCUUGGAGUAGCUUAAGGAUCAAGCUAUGUUAAUAGGAAAGUCCUUUAUAGUUAGGAGUAUCUAACUAUCCUAUGUUAAGUGUGUUUAGGACUUUAUGAUUUAUAUAUCAAUGUCGAUGAAAGACAUUAUGUGAGAUGUGUGGGUGAUUUGAGAGCUUAAGUUUUGUGAAGUUUCUUGAGCAUUAAUAAGAGAGUAUUCUUAUUUGAAGUUUGGUCUUUUGAUUCUUGAAGUUGUGAUUCUAUAUUUAACUCCCAGGUAAACUUAUCUUUCAACUCACUGAUAAUGUCAAAGCUAUAAUAACACUACUAACUUGUGGAAUAGCUUGACAGGCUUUACCUAAACACUCCAAAUAAAAUCGUGGUACACAAGGAAGGACAAAUUGAUGCUGUGGUGUGGAAUCCAUGGGAAAAGAAAGUGUCCGACUUGGGAGUUGAAGAUUACAGUCGUUUUGUUGCUGUGGAAAGCGCUGCUGUCCAUAAACCUAUCAUACUGGAACCAGGAAAAGAGUGGAAAGGAAUACUCCAAAUGUCUGUGGUUCCUUCGAGCUGAAAGCUUGACAUUUAUGCGCCAGUUUUCUGCAAAUAACGUAAUUACUGUUUAACGAUUUUUUCAAACAUUGGUAUUUUGUAACUGUAGUAACUUAAUACAAGGACCUAUGUUUGAUUCAUUAUUUUCAAAUUUUAGAAUUAGUAUAUUUUUAACCCCUUUUAGUUAAUUGAAAAAAAAAACUAAAAGAAAAACUAACAGAGACAUAUAGAAAGAACAAAACUUAGGGGUGAACCUAAGUUCUGUCCAUAUAGAAACCAUUCCUUGAAUGAAUGCGAAUUUAUCAUUUCAUUCCUUAAAUAACAUAUUCUCUAAAUAUUCAUACUUGUUAUCCAAGACAUAUAUACUCUGUAUAUAUUGUACUAGUGGUAACGAGAAGACGAACAGCACACAGUUAAUUAGGGUAUCAAAAAUGUCUCAUAUUAUUGUCAAUCGAUUAUUCAAGCCCUCAGUCUCCAGAAAAUUCCUCGAAAACAUGUAUAUUAUACACAGAAACGUUCGUCUGUUCACAUCUGAUCAACCCUACCCGUUUCUUUUGGUCGACCACAUCCUUAAGAACCCAAAAUCUCCGGACGGUGGCCUAGGAAUAGAGUACUCAAGUUGCCGCCAGGAAAAUAAAAUCGUCAUUACCGACAAGAAAGUCAUGAAGAACGUAUGUGAUGCAAUGACUGUCGGAUUUUCACGUGAUGGUUUGAAGUUAGCACUUACGCACAAGGGUCUAGCUAUCCGUUACAAAAACGUCUCGGCUCAUCUACCUCCUCUACCAGACGGUUCACUUCAAAGCCUGGCCAUGUCCUCUUUACCUACCCGAGAAAAAGAUUGGGUAGUAGGUGUCAAGUCAUCGGGAUCUCGGUUGAGUCUAUGUAGGCCUUUCGAGAGCUGUAAAUGGAUAGACAUAAAAAACGCGCCUGGGUUUAUCAACCCUAUGUCGAGCCUCAUGUUCUCCAAAGAAGAUAAUCGUUUCUACAUUCCUAGCCGAGGAGGCAAUUACUUGUGCUAUUUGGUAGAGAAGCAAGAAAAACUCGAGGUCAUGGACUUGAAGUUUGACGAAUUUCCAGCGUCGGUGUAUGAGGAGGUUGCGAAGUUGAGUUCAUUAUCAAGAACAGACCACCUUGUGGAGUCACCGACCGGCCAACUUUUCCUUGUCAAGUGGUAUGGUGAGGACUCAGAGGACGAUGAAAACGAGGGGUCAACAUUGAUGCACGUGACGAAAAAAAUCAUGGUGUAUAGGGCGGGGGUGCAAUCGGGUUACUAUGAAAAGACAAUGAUCUACACAGAAGACAUUGGAGAUCUUUGCAUCUUUCUUGGACAUAGCCAGGCUUUCUGCGUCCCGGUCAGCUCGUCUCCGGGACUCAAGCCUAACUGUAUCUAUUUUGUGGGUCGUAACUUUGGGGUUUAUGAUCUCACCACAAAAACAUGCACUGCCUUCUCAACACAAUAUGAUGGUCCAGUAAGGAGAUCGGAGUUCCCUUACUGGCCUCUCUAGUAGCUCCUUGU
Molecule: messenger RNA, 8130 nt
Organism: Brassica napus (rape)
Lineage: Eukaryota; Viridiplantae; Streptophyta; Magnoliopsida; Brassicales; Brassicaceae
Source: RefSeq, a predicted model, not a curated record